Molecule: messenger RNA, 276 nt
Organism: Prorocentrum cordatum
Lineage: Eukaryota; Dinophyceae; Prorocentrales; Prorocentraceae
Source: the annotation of a GenBank genome assembly
AUGACCCGCCGCCGGCCCCGGGCGGCCGCGCCGAGCGACCCCGUAGUUUUCGUCAUCCACCAGCAGCACCAGCAGCAAUGGGGCGUGGAGGUGCAUCUCGCGCCGGGCCCGCAGCCGAGCGCCCUGGCCGCUCGCGAAGACGCGCGCGCCAGGGAGGAAGCGCCUACAUCCGCUGGCCGCUGGCCGCCGGCGCCUACUCCGCGCGGCCUCCCUCCCUGCCUCGGUGCGUGCUCGCACGCGCCAGCCUACCUGCCCUCCCUCCUCGACUACACGUAA